AUGAGCAUACUGGGCGGCGAUGACCCCGGUAGCUACUUCCUCGAAAUGAAUGCUAAAGACUUGAUUAACAUCAAAGCAAAGAAUUCAAGGAUGGAUGAUGUGGACGAUGUCCUAAAGACUGUCAACUUCUUUAGGGAGAUGAAAGCUAUAAACAGGGAAUUCUUCUAUGACAUGCAACUCGAUGAGUCCAACAGAGUUAAGAACAUAUUCUGGGCGAACGCAAGCUGCCGUGGGGCCUAUCAGGACUUUGGUGACUGCAUAAUGUUUGACACCACAUAUAAGACCAACAAGUACCAUAUGCCACUUGGGGUGUUUGUAGGUACUAGCAACCACUUACAGACUACAUUCUUUGGUUUCGCCCUGAUAAGAGAUGAGGAUGCAGAUUCAUUCAGAUGGCUGUUCAAGACAUUUUUAAGGUGCAUGAGAGGGAAGGCUCCUACAUGCAUCCUCACAGACCAGUGCCCGGCAAUGGCUUUCGCGAUCCCAGAUGCUUUCGGGAACACGGUACACAAGCUGUGUUGCUGGCACAUUAUGAAGAAGUACAGGGAACACCUCGCAUACCUGUACAACCUGCGCAAAGAAUUUAAGGAUGAAUUCACAUCAAUCCUCAACUGGCCCCUCAUGCCAACUGAGUUUGAGGCUGCCUGGAAAAGACUCAUGGAUAAGUACAACCUCCAUGAUGAUGCCACGAUGAAGGAACAAAACACGCUGACCUUCUAUGGGUUUGACACCCAGAUGGCAAAGCUUUACUCACGAGCUGUGUACAGCGAGAUCAGAAAUAGGCUAAAACUGAGCACACUCUUCACAGCGACAGAGAUGGAAGAGCCCACAAAGUACCUCGUGCGCUACAACAACCCGCAAAAACUUUCUGUGUGGGCUCAGCACGUGUUCCAGGUGGUUGCAGACCCCGUGGGAGAAACAUAUGAGUGCGAGUGCAGGCUAUGGGACCACACAGGUCUUUUCUGCGUGCAUGUCAUGUGCAUGAUGCAGACAAUUAAGGCUGCCAGCGCUCCAGAGAAAUACAUCCUCAGGAGAUACACCAAACGCCCGAACAUCCAGCCAACAUUCAACAGAAAUGACUUGAGGACAGUAGCAUCAAACAAGGCAUCCCAAUACUGCAUUGAAAGCUCACUGCUGACGCUGAACAUGAGGGUGCACAGAAAAAGCUUGAGAAACCAAGAGAAAAUGGCGAGGUCACGGGUCGUCAUGGACAAACUUGAACAAGAACUCGACGCCAUGCAUUCUGCCGAAAACGGAGGUGUCGCGGACAAUGAAGCCAUUGAGCAGGAUAUUGCUACAAUGUUAUCCGAGAUGAACCAUCUGGGAGCUAUUGACCCAUUCGACAACGAGGAAGAGGAGCAACAGCAACCAAAGCUUGCCCAUGUGCACACUCAAGAGCACCAACAUGCUCACAUGCAAGAUCAUGAGCUUGAUGGUGUUGUAGGCGAACGACAUGACAACAGGACAUCCUACCAGCAGCAGCACGAAAGGGUGAUUAAACCACCCAUAUUCUCAAACACAAAGGGGAGGAAGAGUAAGACGCAAGCAGCGAAAGCAGCAGCCAAAAAGCUGCCACGCCCCAUCAGAUGCGUGGAAUUUGGCCCGGACGGCAAACCUCUCGGGAUAAGGGCAUGCGGAUUCUGCAACGUCGUGAGCAACCAUAAUUACCGCACAUGCCCACUCCGCACAGAUGCCACUGUCAACAAGCAAACGCUGCACAAGCAGAUUGGAGCUGCCCAGGUUUCUACCAAUGGAGAUGACACACGUAACACCUACACUUGCCGCAAGUGUGGGGGAACUGACGGACAUAAUGCCCGCACGUGCAAAGUGGGCAAGGAGGUCAGUGGCACUGAACAGAAAUAG
Aegilops tauschii subsp. strangulata is the source of this 1863-nucleotide messenger RNA. Lineage: Eukaryota; Viridiplantae; Streptophyta; Magnoliopsida; Poales; Poaceae. The record is from RefSeq and is a predicted model, not a curated record.